Messenger RNA from Labrus mixtus (cuckoo wrasse), 4615 nucleotides. RefSeq names its product junctophilin-1-like. The transcript has 7 exons. Lineage: Eukaryota; Metazoa; Chordata; Actinopteri; Labriformes; Labridae. Gene Ontology annotation, cellular component: endoplasmic reticulum membrane; plasma membrane; sarcoplasmic reticulum. The record is from RefSeq and is a predicted model, not a curated record. Bases 210 to 2246 code for a protein of 678 amino acids.
AGGAGGAGGAGGAGGAGAGAGAGCAGCCGGACUGUGUUCAUCAGUCAGCGGAGGACUGUGUAGCCGGCGGCCGCCUCUCUCCUCUCCCCUCCCGGCCCAGCUCUCUCAUGAUCCCGGUUGCGCCCGGCUGUUCCCGUUCACCCCCCCACUCACACAGACUGGACCUUACAGUCCCCCCCCCCUGCGGUGCUCCUACCCUCCGUGUCUGAAUGACGGGCGGCCGGUUCGACUUUGACGAUGGGGGGACGUACUGCGGGGGCUGGGAGGACGGUAAAGCCCACGGACACGGAGUGUGUACCGGACCCAAGGGCCAGGGGGAGUACUCCGGAUCCUGGUGCAACGGCUUCGAGGUGGUGGGGGUCUACACCUGGCCCAGCGGGAACCUGUUCCAGGGCUACUGGGCGCAGGGGAAAAGGCACGGACUAGGUGUGGAGACUAAAGGGAGAUGGAUUUACCGGGGGGAGUGGACUCACGGCUUCAAGGGCCGGUACGGAGUCCGACAUAGCCUGAACACACCGGCCAGGUACGAGGGCACCUGGAGCAAUGGACUGCAGGACGGAUACGGCGUGGAGACGUACGGGGACGGAGGUACGUACCAGGGUCAGUGGACCGGUGGGAUGCGUCAUGGCUACGGUGUCCGUCAGAGUGUGCCGUAUGGUAUGGCCUCGGUCAUCCGCUCCCCUCUGCGGACGUCCCUGGCGUCCCUGCGCAGUGAGCAGAGUAACGGCACGGUGCUGCGUGACAGCCUGUCCGACAGUCCUGCCGGGACACGUGGAGGCUUCGUACUCAACUUCCACUCUGACGGAGACGGCUCAGAGAAGAAGAAGGGUCUUUUCCGCCGUGGCUCUCUUUUCGGUAGCCUCCAGCGACUCCGUAAAUCAGACUCCCGCUCCUCCAUUUCCAGCAAACGCAGCUCGGCGCACAGCGACACAAACAUGAGCCGCAUCAGCUCCAGUGACGCCAACUCCACCAUCAGCUUUGGAGACGGAGACACGGGCGAUGACUACCUCCCCCUGGAGGACAAUGUGGACGCCACCACCACCGAGUCCUACAUGGGCGAAUGGAAGAACGACAAGCGCUGUGGCUUCGGUGUCUCAGAGCGCACCAACGGCAUGAAGUACGAAGGCGAGUGGUUGAACAAUAAGCGCCACGGCUACGGAUGCACAAUCUUUCCUGAUGGCACGAAGGAGGAGGGGAAGUACAAGAACAACGUGCUGGCCCGGGGCAUCAGGAAGCAGCUGAUCCCGCUGAAAAACAACAAGACCAAACAGAAGGUGGAUCGAGCCAUCGAGGGAGCCGUGAGAGCCGCGGCCAUCGCCAGAACCAAAGUGGAGAUCGCCAUCUCCAGGACGUCACACGCCCGGGCCAAAGGCGAGGCUGCAGACCAGGCUGCGCAUUCGGCUAUUCAGGACUCAGAUAUCGCUCGAGUUGUAGCCAGAGAGCUGUCCCCCUCCUUCCACCAGCCAGGCCCUGACUACAUCCGACAGAAGUACAACGAGCCUGUGGAGGUGAAGGAGGUUGUGGAGGAGAAGAAGAAGUCUCCAUCAGGGAGCCCUCAUUUCUACAGGAAAGGCACAACGCCUGACCAGUCCCCCACUCCGAGUGCAGCUCCCAGCCCCACUCCAUCGCCCGCACCUGUUCAGAAGUCUUUCUUCAGCAGUAAAACUACGGCCAGCGUCGCUCCUGCUGCCAAAGAGAACAAAGCCCCGACAGCCGAGUCUCUGACGACAGGCAUAACAAAGGCAGCAUCAAAACUUUCUCUCAGACAGGAAGUGAGGCAACUGGAGGCACCACCACCAGUCAAACCCGCUGUUCCCACCACAACCACCAGCAGUUACCCCAGCAACGGGCAGAUUCACUCCCAGUACCACGGUUACUAUGUCAAGGCUGAUGUCAAGGCUCUGCCACCAGAAGACCCAAUCGGUGUGGAGGAUGAUUUCCACCCUUCAAGCCUCGCGCGCCUGCCGCCAGCUGCCAAACCGAUUCUGGCACCAGCACUAAAACCUCUGCCAGCCCGGAGCCCUUCACCAGCUCCGCCCAAAGAGUCCUCAAAAGCACCAGAGCCCCCCAAGCCAAAAAGACAGGAGUCAACCAAACCAAAGAGCCUUGCAGAAACCAAGAAAGCUAGCAUGGACAUAGCUCCUGAAAUAUUAGAAGAAGAGUCGGGCCCUAACUCUAUCUUGGUGGCUUUGGUGAUGCUGUUGAAUGUAGGUCUAGCAAUCAUUUUUGUCCACUUCCUCACCUGACCAAAUCUUAACUCAGUGGACUCAUCCAAACAAGGAGUCGCUAACUCUCCGUCAGCCAAAGGGGCCUUUUCAAAAAAUGCCGCCAGUCAAACGGCAGACACCAGCAGGACAGAGGACUGAAAAUAGAACGGAGGAGGACGAGGAGGACGAGGAGGAGGAGGAGGAGAAGGAAAAGGAGGAGUGAAGGGAGAAAACACAGUGAGGAGAGAGAAGGAAAAAGCAGAGAGCGAGAAAGAUGAAACUUCCACCAUCAACCACCCGACCCCCCCUUGGGUGCCUGAGUUGGACCUGAUUGGACUGGCGAUGAUUUGUGACUCCACUCAGAGUGCAGUGACAGCUGAAGCAAGCAGUCGCUGUUUUGAAAAAAAGGCCCCCCCCGAGCCCCUCCAUCAUGGGUGGAAAAAACAGGAGGCCUGCAGAGGAGAGUGAAUGGGAGUGAGUGUGAGACGUGCCCAUAAAUGCCUGUAAUGUGUGUGUGCUCAUCCAACUGUUCAGCUCGUUUGGAAGCUUUGAAAUGCUGCAAUAAAAAGCUUGUGCGUCGUCCAGCUGAGUGGAAGAAAAUUUGUUUCCUAAACGAUCCACCAGGAGAAAACAAGAGACAGGGUUUUUGAUUAUUUAGUCUUGGAAAAGUGAUUAUUGAUCUUCAGUUUCACUGUCGUUGGUCACAGGAUUCAUUCAGCUCCACUUACAGUAUGAAGAACACAUGUGCAAUCAGAGAGGUUACAUAAAACAUUAUGAACUGCAGUGCACUUUAAUUGAACUGUUCAGCAGAUCACUCACACCAAUCAAUGCCUUCCUGCUGCCGUCUGCUGCACAGUGUGUCCGGUAAAAACAAAACGCUUCUGCUUCAUGUGAGCGCAGUUUGUAAAGAAGGACCUUUUGUUCAAUUUUGCUUUUUUCUUCUCAACUUUUUCUCUUACAUAAAAAUCCACACAAACCCGUUUGGACAGAGGCCAAGCCUGUGCAUAUCUCAGUGUGAGUGUUUGAGUGUGUGUGUGUGUGUGUGUGUGUGUGUGUGUGUGUGUGUGUGUGUGUGUGUGUGUGUGUGUGUGUGUGUGUGUGUGUGUGUGUGUGUGUGUGUGUGUGUGGGUGGGUGGGCGGCGGGUGUACUGGAUAUGUUCGUAGAUGCACUUUGAGCUGAUGGAAGCCAACAGCUGCCUUACCGUUUUACAGAGUGACGUGUUGGUGGGUGAGAAGGGCCGGGGCAGGAAUGUUCUCCCUCUGCCAUGUCCUGGGAGAGCGGCUCUAUUUAUACCCGUCUGUCUAUCGAUCUGCUCAGAUCUGUUUUUAUCUCUCUGCUCGCUGCUUUAUGCACCACUUCAGCUGGCUUUCACUCCAGAGUGAUGGAGAGAAAAGCUACAUUUAGAUCUGUUGAGAGAGUAUUUUUGAAGAGAAUGGAUGUUGUUUAGGAACUACAGUUUGUAUUUUUUUUAAGGUUUAUCUUGUUUUCAAUCAUGAUCUGACAAGCAACGAAAAUAAUUUAACACCAGCUAAUGUCAUUUAGCUGUUAUAAUACAGAGUAUGACAGCUCUAGUUACAUUUAAGAGUUAAAACAUUUAAACACACACCCUGAUUUGUGACAAUGCGAUAAAUCCCUCCUGGCUAACUGUUUGAACAUGCACAUUUCAACAUUUUAAGCUAGCUGCUGCUGUAAAUAUUCUUCUGAUGGCUGACUGUAAUUAGCAUGUAAAGCACCGCUGUCACUUUAAAACUCCUACUUGGAGUUUUACCCCUCUGACAGAUUCAGUCUGAGUGAUGCUAUCUAGGCUAAUACAGGCUAGCUUGAGAGCUAAAUCCUUGGCUGUUUAAGCUAGCUCUGUAGAGCAGCAGCUGGCUCCUUUGAUACUUGGUUACCGUGUUUGGAAGUCGUUGCUCCGACUUUAAGUGAAGAUACUGUGUUUUAUUUCUCUUUAGUGAUCUAGGUCACACUGUGGACAGCAGCCUUUACAUGUGAACAACAAUUGAGAUAUAUAUUAAUUCUUUAAAAUUUAAAAAAUGUACUUUCAUUAGCCGUUUCUCAAAAUUAUUCUAGCUCAGCAGCUUACCUGGCAGAGACAAUCGUGACUGGAUGUUUUGUGGUGCAUUAAUUUAUUGAUGAGGCAGAUUUUAAUUGCAGAUAUUGGCCCUGUGUAUAUAGUGUGUGUGAUUAUUGAAGUGUGUGACGAUGUGAAGGUGUUUCUGUGACAGUGAUGUUGAGCAGGAGACAGACGGAGACAUAUGGCUGCUGCUGUUUGUAUUUAACCUACAUUUGUUCAUGAUUGUCACAUUGAGUUUAAGUCAUCAACAUUUUUAAUACUUUUUUAAUACCAUGGGGUUUAAAAUGAGACAAUACAUUUUUUUCAACAAUCAAUAGAUUUAAAAAGUGAUGA